AUGGCAUCUGCUAUCUCCUCCACACAAUUAUACUUAAUACCAAAAAACUUAACAAGCUGGCAAACCACAAGCUUUGAGAGUUGGCCGCCAGCAGGAAAAUUAUUAACUAAAACGCCCAAGGAAGCUGCCAAUAUAUUGACUCCCUAUGGCGCCUAUUUUGCCACACAGGCGCAGCCAGAGAAACUUAUAGCAUCCAAUGAACCUAAACAAGUUCCACACUUACUGCAUCCAUACGGCGCUUUGCAAUCCACCACACAUGGCAAUCUCUUGCUGCUCAAUUCACCAUACUACGCCGCCUACAGUCUGCCGCUUGCCUAUGUGGCGCCAUCUAUUGCACCUGCAUUGGCAGCAACGCCCAGUACAACAACCAGCACAGCAAAGCCAACAACCACAGCUGAAGUGGAAACUGUGGACUCUGUGGAAGCUACAGAACAAACAGUGGAUAACAUAGAAACGCUGCAAAAGCUGCAAGCAAAGACACAAACCACAGCGGCUGAUCUCAAAAGUGAUGGGAAAUUACGCACAGCCGUUGCGCGCAUUAAUUCAAAUUAUGUAAUUGAGGAAAUUGUGGCUGUGCCUGGCAAGCAUGUGAUCUCCAGCAGCAGUCGACAAAUGAGAAAGCCAACAGCUGGCAAACUGCGCAAGGUCAGCGGUAAAUUACGUACUCCAGUUAAAGUGGAGGCCACGGGAAAAACCAGCAGCAGCUCAAAGAACUUUCCACAAAUACCCUUUGGCACCUAUUUUCUGCCCUACAGACCGCAACAGGCCAAGGCCAUACAGGCACGCAAGCAGGCGGCAUUAAUACUGGAACCACAUGCCAAGGCAGUUGUGGGUAAUGGUGGCACCGCCAUUUCCACGCCCAUUUCAAGGGCAUUACUGAAGAAAGGAGUGCCCACAAAUGUCUACUUUAAUCCCGAAUCUGUGGCCAUUGCGGGCGUAGGUGGCAAGGCGCAUGCAGCGGCCGAUUUGGAGCUGGACUUGUUCAACUGAAGCCUUCAAUUGUCAAUUGGAGGCGCCUCCUCAGCUAAGUAGUUUGUAGACAGAGCUGGUAAUAGUGAUUAAAUUGCUUUUUGGAAUUCAUUUUUAACUUAAAAAAAAAAAUACAUUUCCUAACUAUUUUUAUAUAUUAAUUUUUGCAGCCACUAUAUUUUUAUCUUGAGACUUUUGGAAAAUAUA
This is a messenger RNA of Drosophila innubila, 1176 nucleotides long. RefSeq lists its product as uncharacterized. The transcript has a single exon. The coding region runs from base 1 to 990 and encodes 329 amino acids. Lineage: Eukaryota; Metazoa; Arthropoda; Insecta; Diptera; Drosophilidae. The record is from RefSeq and is a predicted model, not a curated record.